Maniola jurtina (meadow brown) is the source of this 1981-nucleotide messenger RNA. Its product is annotated as mitotic spindle assembly checkpoint protein MAD1-like. Gene Ontology annotation, biological process: mitotic spindle assembly checkpoint signaling; attachment of mitotic spindle microtubules to kinetochore. The record is from RefSeq and is a predicted model, not a curated record. Gene Ontology annotation, cellular component: mitotic spindle; kinetochore; nuclear envelope. Bases 148 to 1812 code for a protein of 554 amino acids. Lineage: Eukaryota; Metazoa; Arthropoda; Insecta; Lepidoptera; Nymphalidae. The transcript is spliced from 11 exons.
GUUUAUGGAUAUUUUGAAACCAUUUGGGUUUCCGACAGUUGUCCAGUUAUAAGAUCUUGGAUGGACAUCUUGUUUUUUUUUAAUAUACAAGUGUAAUAUAAAUAAGUGUUAACUUAGAUUUCAGCCAUAGUGUUAGUGUAUUUAAAAAUGGCCGAAGACACGCCAUCGUUCCAAGAUAAAGUGAUGCUGCGUAGUGAAAUGCAGGUACUUUUUGAAGAGGAGAAGGCAUCUCUAGUUGAGCAACACAAGAGGGAUCAGAGAGCCCUCUCAGACAUGGAAGAAAGGCUACAAAUGAUAAAAAGAACGGAGCAAGAAGUGAAGGAAGACUUGGCAGCGACCAUUAAAGAACACAAGGAGUAUAAACUUAAAUGGGAAGAGGAUCGAAAUGAGCUGCAAAAGAAAAUACUUGAAUUGCAAGAAAAAUUAUUGGAGGAAAAUACGAGUAGAGAAGGCCAAUUGACAGAAAUUAAAAAAGAUUUGACAGAGAAAACGCAGGCUUUCGAAGGAGCCCAAGAUGAAGUAAAAACGCUUAAAGCGGAACUCUCUAGACAGAGGAAAAAAGCAAAAGAAUGCAUAAGUCUACGGAUUCGUGUUGAGAAGCAGACAUUUGAAUUGGAGUCGCUUACCAACAAACUGAAGAACUUGGAGUAUGAAAGGGAUUCCUAUAAGGAUUGGCAGCAACUAUCCAAGACUGCCCAAAACCGCUUCACCCAUAUGGCGGAACUAGAAACGGAGGUGGUAAAGUUGCGGGCCUCAGAGCGCUCCCUGCGCGACGCCGUCUGCAACACGUUAGUGCUGGAGGAGCAGGUGCACCAGCUCACGGUGAAGGUCGAGGCACUGCAAAAUGCGGAGAAGGAGCUACAUGAGGCCAAUCUAAAGAUAGAACGCCUUGAAUCGUUGCUGGAAGAAUGGAAGAUUGGAGCGCAGCAGGUGCUCGGCGUGGAGUCUGCGCGCGCAAUAUCCUCAGUUGUGGACAGUGCGCUCAACGACCAGGUGAACGCAGUCAUGGACUGCUCGAACGCGAAGUCGCAAGUCGCAGUACUCACCGAGAAAGUGGUAACGCUGGAGUUCGAGCGGGAUCAGGUAACGGCUAAACUGAGAGAGGUGAUGGACGUGACCUUGGAUCAAGAACGUAUUCAUCAAAGGCUACAACAACGGCUACGGCUGACAGAGAGCGAGCGAAAUAGUUACAGGCAACAAUGCGAUAGUUACGAAAAGGAGUGGCCUCUGAGCGGAGCGACGGAAGCGGUCAGUACGGCGCUACUCUCCGCGCGAGUUGCGCAGUUGGAGGAAGCGUUGCAAGGCUACCGGGACGAGCUGGCUAACCAGGACCUCGUGGCACAAGCUAAUGCUCUUAAAAGCGCGCGACUGGAGGCGAUCAAAUUCCGCGAAGAAGCCGAGGCUGCAAAGUGUGAAGCUCACAAAUUGCUCCUCCAAAGAGAUCGGCUACAAGUGCAUUUAGAGAAACUCGCCGCACCGACUAAGGAUGAAGGAGGAUUAACGUCUUCGGCUGAAGAAUACAAGGAGUUAUGCUGCAAACUUCUAGGUUACAAUGUAGAUAAGAUUGGUCAUAACAUCUAUAGGAUGUCAAAUAUAUACGCCAAAUCGGUGGAAGAAUACUUUACGAUAACACUAUGCGAUGACAGCAUUGAAAUAGCUCACUCGGACUAUUUAGCGUCUCUGGCAGAAUUAGUGAAGUUGUACGUGAACAAUUAUCAUUCCAUACCGGUGUUUCUGAGCGCAUUAACGAUGGAACUUUUCACAACAACUAGUAGCCAACAAGAGGCCCAAGAGUGUGAUACAAGAGUGUGAUAAAUAGAUCGGGCUGUACAAAUUGAUUACAGAUUGGCAAUAGAACUCUAAUGUUUUUACGAUACAGGAUGUGAUUUGCGGAUAUAUAGUUCAAAAGUCCAAAAUUUAAGAUUGCUAAAUUUACCACCAUUGGAAAAUCAGUAAAUAAAUCAUAACUAUCUUUAUUCUA